UAUAUUAUUGAACAAGGAAUGAUUAUAAUAUAAACCAAUAAAAAAUGAGAGACUCAAAUUGUUCCAAUUGUUUCACGAUUUAUUUAUUCAAACCCCGUCCGCUUCAACACUAGGCGAGUAAAGUAGCACCGCUACGUUGUUUGAAAAAAACGCGGGUAAACAAAGAUUCAGUUUUAACGGCCAAAAAUGGUCGCCCCACAAUGUAUUCUUACCGAUUUUACAGUACGUUUUCUAGGAGUGUAUUGAUCCAUCCUCCUUUUACCGGCCAUCAAAUUACCAACAUAGAAUUAUAGAAAAUCCAAAAAAAAAAAAAAAUUGAAGAAAAACUCCCGGAGGUUCGCCGGAAAAUCUAUAGAUCGUUUGGAUCUUGAUUCCGCAAUUGUUUAUAAAAGAAAAAGGGAAAGAUCGGAUCUGGAAUUUUCGAUAAUUCUGUGUUCCAUAUUUGAUGGCCAGUAGGGAAGAUGGAUCGCCUGUGAGCACAAUAAGAAAAGGAAACGAAGGUGCAAGGUUCGGAGGCUGCGAUCUGUCUGAAUCCCCCCAAAAGGCCUCAUUCAUAUUUAAAAAGGUGCAAGGUUUCCAGGUGAUAUCCAUGGCGAAUAGUUCUUACAAGGGCAAUAAUGUCCGGAGGCUUCGCUCCAUAUUCGAGCCUCGGACCCCUAGCGGGUCGCCCAAUUCGCGAUCCCUGCCGUCUCCUUGGUCCCCGGUGAAAACCCCGCCCCGAUCCAGCAAAUCCUUGAAUUCCGAUCUGUUGGAUUCGCCGUGGCGGUUACCGGGGACGGAGGACAGAGUCGUGAUCUACUUCACCAGCCUCCGCGGAAUCCGGAGGACGUUCGAGGACUGCUACACGGCGCGGAUGAUCGUGAAGGGUUUCAGAGUGAAUCUGGACGAGAGGGACAUUUCAAUGGACAAAGCGUACAAGAAGGAGCUGCAGAACGUGCUGGGGGAGAAGAAUCCGACGCUGCCGCAGAUCUUCAUCAAGGGCAAGCACAUCGGCGGCGCGGAAGUGAUCAAGCAAUUGAACGAGACAGGGGAGCUUGUCCGAUUGCUGAGAGGGCUCCUUACGCGGCCGCCCGGGUACGUGUGUCAAUGCUGCGGCGACGUGCGCUUCAUCCCUUGCUGCAACUGCGACGGCAGCCGGAAACUGUUCGACGAGGACCAAGGCCUGCUCAGGAAAUGCCCGGAGUGCAAUGAAAACGGCUUGGUUCGUUGUCCUAUUUGCUGCGACUCAUAAUAAAUUAUAUUAUUACUAUUCCCAAUUAUUAGUUUGAUCGAGUUGCAUGCAUUAUUGUUCCCCAAAGGUUAAUUCCCAACCCCAAUUGCCCCCCAUAUUCCGGCUCGGCAGAGCAUUAUAUAUUAUAUUUGAAGCCUGGCCAGAUCAGAAAGCCAAUUUUUUUCCAGAUUGUCAAUCUUU
This is a messenger RNA of Ipomoea nil (Japanese morning glory), 1411 nucleotides long. RefSeq lists its product as uncharacterized. NCBI's taxonomy places the organism in Eukaryota, Viridiplantae, Streptophyta, Magnoliopsida, Solanales, Convolvulaceae. Bases 446 to 1231 code for a protein of 261 amino acids. The record is from RefSeq and is a predicted model, not a curated record. The transcript has a single exon.